This is a messenger RNA of Phycomyces blakesleeanus NRRL 1555(-), 1647 nucleotides long. RefSeq lists its product as hypothetical. NCBI's taxonomy places the organism in Eukaryota, Fungi, Mucoromycota, Mucoromycetes, Mucorales, Phycomycetaceae. The record is from RefSeq and is a predicted model, not a curated record. Gene Ontology annotation, molecular function: transmembrane transporter activity. Gene Ontology annotation, cellular component: membrane. The transcript is spliced from 7 exons. Bases 1 to 1647 code for a protein of 548 amino acids. Gene Ontology annotation, biological process: transmembrane transport.
AUGACAAUGGCAUCAAACGCCAGAUUAGAGGCUAAUAAUACUGUAAACUCUCUCUUAUCAUCCGAAAAAUCCCUAGACAGGUGCCUCACCGAAACUCUUCCUAUAAGCGCCUACACAUCUACAGCUUUACUCAAUACUCCGGAUCUUGAACAUCAAAUAUCGAUAGCACCAGAAUGUAUAUUCGCACUCAAGACAUACCCACAGGCCUGGGUUGCUUUGUCAUGUUUGGUUUUUCUCCGUAUUGCCAUUGCUCUUUUCCAAUACACCUAUUGCAUCGUGCCAACUUUGACCAGUGAAUUUUUUGAUGUUUCUCUUUCGGCAGUAAACUGGCUGGCCAAUGUUCAGUGCAUUGUGUAUGUUAUUGCCAGUUUCUGUACUGGAUUAAUCUUUGAAAAAUUAGGAAUUAAGCGAUCGAUAGUACUGGCUGGAUUUCUUAAUGCAUUUGGUGCUGGCGUCCGGUGCAUUGGGGCAAACACACAGCCACCUUCAUUUGCCAUCACAAUGGUUGGACAAAUAUUGGGAUCCAUUGCUAAUCCAUUGGCACUUAAUAUUAUGACAAUGUUUGCGUCGAGUUGGUUUACUGACAAGCUUCGUACAACUGCUGGCAUGUUAAUUGCAUCUAAUUAUGGUGCUAUAAUUGGUAUGUUUGUCAUUCCAUCAAUGACUGUGAGUAAGGACCAAGUGCCUCGCCUACUCUACGUGGUCGCAUUGAUAUCUCUGGUGGCACUUUUACCUGUUAUGUUUAUGCCUGCAAAACCCCCAACUCCUCCUUCGCAUAUUCAAGAGAAAGAAAAGCCAAAGUUUGUAGACGGGUUGCGGCUGCUUUCAAGAAAUUAUAAUUUCUGGAUAUUGUUUUUCAUUCACAGUCUGAAUGUUGGAGUGUGCAUUGCCUUUGGUACGCUUCUGAUUCAAAUCAUUUCUCCGUAUGGGUACACGGAUAUUGAUGCAGGGCAACUGAAUGCGAUUGCUUUUCUGGCAGGUAUUCUUGGAUGCUCUAUCGCUGGACCUCUUUUGGAUACAACGAAACUACACAAGUUACUCUUACGACUGAUAGCUCCCAUGAUUCUUAUUGCUGAUGUUGGACUUGUGUUUAUUGUUCCGAAUGGCUCAUAUGCAACCGUGAUGAUUGCGAUGUGUGUCAGCCAAUUCUUCUUGUGCUCUCUUGUGCCAGUUGUUAUCGACCUUGGAAGUGAAACUUCUUAUCCGGUCGCUGAAUCAACCACAAGCUCUAUACUUUGGCAGGGUUCACAAUUAUUUGGAUUUGGAUUUGUGAUUGUGAUGGAUUUGCUCCGUAACCAUGACCGUGGCCAUGGCCGUGGACCAUCAGCCAAUGCCACUCCGGAGAAUGGUGUCAAUAAUACCCUGUUACUCCAAGCCCUGGUUGCAGGCUUAAUUUCAAUCCUUUCCUUUCUCUAUAAUGGUCAGAUGUUUCGAUCAGAGGCUAUUUUAAAAAGAGAGCAGGAAAGUGUGGUUAGUAAAUCCAAGCAAAAAAGUUCUAGUCCUUUAACUGGCACUAGUACAGCCAUAUUUACUACUGCUGCUACUGCUACUGCUGCUACUGCUCCUGAUGCUACUUCCUCUUUUACUACUACUUCUACAGGAUCAACUUUGUUUGUUCUUCAAAAAGACAAUAUUAUUGUUCUAUAA